GGCUGUCAGCGUUUGCAAACAGAUACAGUAUGGAUGAUGAGCGGACUGAGGAUUCUUUGCUGGGAGAAGAUGGAGAUCUGUGCAGUGACCGGGAACAGAAGUGCAAAGCGUUUGCCAGCAUUGCAGGCUGCGACCCUGGGGUGGCUCAGUGCUAUCUGGCAGAGAAUGACUGGGAGCUGGAAAGAGCUAUUAACUCCUUCUUUGAACCGGGAGUGGAGAGCAUCUCACAAGAGGGAAGGUCAAAUCAAGAGCCACAGGAGGGAAAUAGAAGUGAACAAACCACGUCUGAAGGACAACAAAUCAUAGAUCUGACCAGUGAUGAGCCCGUUGUUGCACAAACCUCUGAUACAGCAAACCACACUACAGUGAGCCCGAAAGAUGAAAGCCAUUUUAUCUUUGUCACUUGGAAUAUUGAUGGGCUUGACUUAUCCAAUCUUCCAGAAAGAGCUCGAGCUGUUUGUUCAUAUUUAGCUUUGUACAGUCCAGAUGUUGUGUUUUUACAAGAGGUUAUACCUCCAUUUUAUGACUAUCUAAAGAAGAGAGCUGUUAGCUACACAAUCAUUACAGGAAAUGACAAUGAAUACUUCACUGCCAUAAUGUUGAAAAAAUCCAGAGCUACUACACUAGUAAGCCAAGAAAUUAUAAGUUUCCCAACAACUUCCAUGAUGAGGAAUUUACUGGUGGCGAAUGUUAAACUUUGUGGCAGUGACAUCUGCCUCAUGACUUCCCACUUAGAGAGCACCAAAGACCAUGGAAAGGAACGGAUGAAGCAGCUGGGCAUUGUACUACAGAAGAUGUUGGAGGUUCCGCCAUCAACCACAGUGAUAUUUGGUGGAGAUACUAACUUAAGAGACAAAGAGGUUGAAAAGAUAGGUGGCCUUCCCAGUCCCAUCUUGGACAUCUGGGAAUUUCUGGGGAAGCCAGAACACUGCCGUUAUACAUGGGACACAAAAAUGAACAACAACCUAAAGGCUUCAUACACCUGCAGGCUGCGCUUUGACCGAAUACUGUACCGCUCUGCUUUAGAUGGCGUCCAAGUAAUUCCUCACGCCUUGGAAUUGAUUGGCACUGAAAAACUUGAUUGUGGUAGAUUCCCUAGUGACCACUGGGGAUUACUGUGUGAUUUUGAUGUGAUUUUAUGA
Messenger RNA from Staurois parvus, 1142 nucleotides. The record is from the annotation of a GenBank genome assembly. Lineage: Eukaryota; Metazoa; Chordata; Amphibia; Anura; Ranidae.